UGCUGCUGCUUUUGCUAUUGCUGCUGCUGCUGCUAUUGCCAUCUUUUCAUCUUCAAUCUUCCUUCUCUCACUACUGCGCCUACUACUACUACUACUACUACAACCAACCUCAAUCCUUCUUUCACUUCCACUACUGCUACAAUUACCGCCACUACCAUCUUUUCAGGUUGGGACCUUGCUUCCCUCCUACUCUCCCUCCCUUCAUCCCUUCUCCCUCUCCGUCUCCCUCCCCAGUCAGUCACACAAGUGUUAGACCGGUACACUCCGCCACACCGCAAGUACAGCCGCUACAUCCAGACCUUCCUCAGAUUAUCAUGCUUGUUUCACGGAGGUUAUGGGGAGACAAGAAGUUAAGAGUGGCUUGAUUGUUAACUCCCGUUGUUGAUAAGUAGUGUGUUUCGCGGCUUUUUCUCGCGCCUCACCACGCGUGCAGAGUUGAGCGCUGCUUUUAAGAAACGUGGUUGCAGUGUACGAACUACGGCACGAAACAAUAGUGAUGCAUGAAGGACUGUGAUGUGUGUAUUUCAUGUCUUAAUGCACCACAGCCUUCGGGAAAUGUGCAUUGCUGUCCUACAUUGUUCACCAUAGUUCCUGCAUCGUAAGGGUGUUUGUGGCGCCUGUACUAAGUUUGCUACAGCUCAGCUAUCUUCAGGAAAAGUGUGUUAAUGUGCUGCAGUUUUCACUCUGACCCCUGCUUCCUGCACAACGCUGCAUCGCACUUGUAAACGACGCUCUAAUAUCUUUAGUAGCUGUAUCAAAUCUGCUACAAGUCAGUCAGGCUGCUGGAAGAGUGCUUGUCUGCACGGUUCACGUAAGUCUGCUUGCCGCACAACGAUACAGCCUUCGCAACAGAGCGGGUGUAAAUCACCUAGUGUAGCUGCCACAUCAGGCCGGCUUGAAUACCGCAACGCCUCCUAUCAGGCUCAGCACUCACAGCACAACACUCCCCAGCUGGCUAGUAUAACACUACACAGCGCAGCGCGUGUAGGACUGAUCUGGUAAUCAUAUUGUUUUCAUCUGAUCGGCGUCGCUUGAUCAGUUGUUGGGGGGGAGUGAUGAGGCAGCCGCCCACAUGAUCACACACACCGCUUGUACGUGGAUGGGCCUUCUGAUCGACACCCUGAGCCUCCCUCGUGGAUUAGCAGCUAGAUAAAGGAGGAACAAGCAUUACAUCCUCAGCAGCGUUCAAGAAGGCGUCUCAUCACCUCUGUUACGUAUCUCCCACCUCCCGCCAAAAUGUAUCGCUCAAGUGUGACUCUCGCCUCCUCGGGCUACCUCAAAGAGUUCAGACGGAAGAUAAGUAGAGGGGAUGCCAAACAGGAGAUGACGCCACUAGCAUCCCACGAGGAAGUACCUGGAACCACUCCAGAUUAUGGUGGCACUGCAGAAACGCCUAGCUCUGGGGAUGCGGGUGCUGAUGCCAACGCCUCCUGUGAUCCCGAGGCGCAGAAGGACAACCAAGGGGAUGCAGAGGCAGCGGAUACUACAGAUGCAAGGUUUAAGGGAAGGAGUAGACCGCUUCGCCCGACACUCAAGAUCUUAGCCAGCACGCAAAGCCCCACCCUCGGCUCUCCGGAUUCUGAUACCGAUGUAUUGGAUUUCCUUGACUACACGCCAGAGGCCCUCAGUGAUGCUUGCGAUGGUCGAGGUUCCAAUGCCUACUCCACAGUGUACCAGACCAGCAAGUACACAGAGCUUAUGCCUGGCGCUUUUAUACCAAGGCUUCCCAUCCGCCUCAGGAUUGCCAGAGUGCAACCAGUCCACUCUCACAUCCAUAUCUUCAACAACCAUGUCCUUGUCAUUGAGCUGGAGCAUGGAGAUCACAGGUGGAGCGUGGAGAGGAAAGUGCGACAGGUGGCAACUCUUCAUAGUAAAUUGCUGCUCCUCAGGACAAGACUGAGGAUGCCAGCAGCAACCCGAGUCACUCGGCAGAGAAGACAAAGCAUGAGACAGCAGAUCAAGGUAGCAGACCAGGAAGUAGAGGACACAGUGGACACUAGCAUCACCACCGACACCAGUACAACCAAAGCAGCACCACCAACCACCACCAACUCAGCAGCACCACCACAAAACAAACGUCUGCUCAAAUUCCCUCGCCGUGCCCUUCAGACCAUGGAUGAGGCAAUGCGAGUGGAACUGGAAACCUACCUCAGGAACCUCCUCCACCACUCUCUCUUCCGUAGCCAUCGAGAUGUCUUGGAGUUCUUCGAGAUCUCUCCAGUGUCCUUCAUAGGGGAGCUGGGAAUGAAGAUCAAGGAAGGUUACGUGAAGAAGAGAGUGGGUGGAAGUGGCCCCUGUGAAUGCUGCAGCUGGCUAACUGCAACUUGCACUGGGAAAUACAGGCAGCAGUGGUUGGUGCUGAAAGAGACUUGCCUCUUCUUCAUGGUACCAGAGACUGGACUAGUGCGCUCAGUGAUGCUCAUGGACUCUGCCUUCCAGGUCUCCCACAGCUACAGGCUCAUUGGUGCCCGGAACAGCCUCCUUAUCUCUAACCUCUCCCGGUCUCUCCUCAUAAAGUGUGACUCCGAGUCGAGCAAGAAGGAGUGGCUGUCUAUCAUUACCAAAACAGAACGGAAGUAUGCCAAGGACUUCACCAGUCAGGACAACCGAUAUGGAUCCUUUGCUCCUGUCCGCAAAAACUCCUAUGCUCGAUGGUAUGUGGAUGGUGCACGGUACAUGUGGGAUGUGGCUGAGCUGAUGGAGAGUGCACGGGAGGAAAUCUUCAUUACGGAUUGGUGGAUGAGUCCACAGAUCUACUUGAAGCGACCUGACCUCACGGGACACAAGUGGAGAUUGGCAGAGGUGCUGAGACGGAAGGCUGAGAGUGGCGUGCGGGUCUUCAUCCUGCUGUACAAGGAAGUAGAGCUGGCCCUUGGCAUCAGCUCCCUUCUCACCAAGCAGACAGUCAACCAGCUGCAUCCAAAUAUCAAGGUGUUGCGUCACCCAGACCACAUAGCAGGAGGAACACUGUACUGGGCCCAUCAUGAGAAGGUAGUGGUGGUGGACCAGAUGUUUGCCUUCGUCUCUGGCAUAGACCUUGCCUUUGGCCGCUGGGAUGACUACAGACACAAACUGCUAGACACAGGCCAUGCAGGGGUACAAGUGAUGCACCCAGCACACCGACAAUCCCAGCACAGUCCUGGUCAGACAGGGUUGAACCGAGGAGCACUGCAGCACCUCCUUCGGGGAACCAAUGAUGUCCUGGUCAGCACUGUCACCGGCUCAGCCGCAGGCAGUCGACGGGCUUCCCUUGGUACGACAGAGGACUCCAGUGCUGCCCCAAGCAGCCUUAAGAAUGUCAGUCCUUCUCCUAGUAACUCAGAGGAUCCUGUUAGCACCUCAGAGGCUCCUAGUGGUCCUGUUGUUACCUCAGAGGAUCCCCAAGGUACUCUCAGAACCUUGAGGAGUGUCCGUGACUCCCUUCGUUUGGCCUCAGCUAACCCUAUAGAGGUUCCCACUGGCCCUCUCGCUAGUCCAGAGGACUUUAAUGCAGAUGUUGAGUCUCAGGAUGAGUUGGAUGAGGCGCAGCAGGUGCCAACCAUCACCAAUGGCAGGAAGGCAAAAGGGAACAGGUCAAGAGGAAAAACUGACCUGAACAGUAUCCACUCAAGCACAAACCUUCAGAAUGGCAGUGCCCCUCACCCCUCACAGGAAGACAAGGACACCAACCCUAACUCCCUCCCACCCGUCAAGAGAACCAGGUUUUUCUCCAAGAGUGGAAGGGAUCGUGCCAACACAGGCUCGAGCACAGAGGAGGAGAGGAAGGGAGGAGGAGGAGGAGGAGGGAAGAGCUUCAGGGAGGUGAAGAGGAGAGGCAUGGACCUGGUGGAGGAGAUGAAGGUGAAGGGACGGGAGAUGAAGAGAAAGUUGCACAGCUUUUCACGGUUCCAUGGGCGUCGGCUGUGGGGGGGUGCUAAGGAACGUAUGGGCAGCUGUUCCUCCCUGGCUCAGGCCCACAGUGUUGUCACCAUGGAGGAUACCACCUCCACUCACCUCUGGGUUGGCAAGGAUUAUGUCAACUGGAUCAGCAAAGACUUAGAUAACCUAGAUGAGCCGUUUAAAGACAUUGUGGACCGGCACCAGACGCCUCGGAUGCCCUGGCAUGACAUUGGGCUCUUUGUUGAGGGAGCAGCAGCACGGGAUGUGGCCAGACACUUCAUACAGCGCUGGAAUGCUGUCAAGACUGAGAAGGCCAAGCCCAACCACAGCUACCCAUACUUGCUGCCUCGCACCUACAGCAAGGAGUCCUUCCUCUCCUCCAACCUUCGCCCUCGUCACCGUGUCAAGUGCCAGGUGGUGCGGAGUGUGGGGAAGUGGAGUGCUGGGGUGGAUGACAUAGAGGCCAGCAUCUUCUCAGCUUACGUGGACCUAAUCCGCCGGGCCAAGCACUACAUCUACAUUGAAAACCAAUUCUUCAUCACACGAAGCAACGUGGACGAACAGAAGGAAGUGUCAAACUACAUUGGCUAUGAGAUUGUGCAGCGGAUUGUGGAGGCUCAUAGAAAAGGGGAAGCAUUCCGAGUGUACAUCCUGUUGCCGCUGCUGCCGGCCUUUGAGGGCAUGAUUGGCAAAGCCAGUGGUGUGGCCAUGCAGUACAUUGUUUACUGGAAUUAUGUCAGCAUUUGCAAGGGCAAGUCAAGCGUCCUGCAUUGCCUGAAAGAGCACGGGAUAACUGACUGGGAGCGUUACGUCUCCUUCUGUUCCCUGCGCACCCACGAGUGUCUAGGGGAACGGCCCGUCUCUGAGCUGGUCUACAUUCACUCCAAGCUGAUGAUUGUUGACGACCGCUACGUCAUCGCGGGCUCAGCUAACAUCAAUGACCGCAGUCUCAAUGGUACUCGUGACUCUGAGGUCUGCAUGGUGAUUGAGGACCAGGAGUUUGAGGAAGGAGUGAUGAAUGGGAAGCCCUACGAUUCAGGGAUUUUUGCUGGCAGCAUGCGUCGCUACCUCUUCAGUGAACACCUGGGAGAGGCAGACCUAGAGAACCCCACCAUGGAUGUGUCUGACCCAGUGUCUGAUGCAUUCUUCACCAAUGUGUGGAACUUUGUAGCCAAUAAGAACACAUUGAUAUAUGAAGAGGUAUUUUCGUGUUACCCCUGCAACAGUGCCACAACCUUCAACGAUCUGGAACAACUGCGCACGACACCCACGCUGGCUGAGGUGAACCCGGCCGAUGCCAAGGUCAAGCUGAAGGAAGUACAGGGUCACCUGGUGCUGUUCCCACUUGACUUCCUGAAAGAUGAGAUGCUCAAGCCAGGUGUGGGCAACAAGGAAUACCUCUUGCCCAUGGAGACCUGGACCUAAGGGAACUAGUGUUGUCUCUGGAAGCUUGGGAAGUACUCUCUCCAUUACUGAAAGCAAGACCUCGUUUCCAUCAGGUCCUUUAUCAUCAGCAAGCUGUCCCUUCCUCACUUUUGCCUGUCCUAAUGCUCUCUUGACAAGGGUAUUGUUGCUCUGAUUUGCUAAUGUAGCUUUCUUGUUUCAUGUCAGUUGAGUUGGGUGACUGUUUCUUAAGAUGUAUUGAUUGUGAUGUCAUUCAGCUCAAAGCCAGUAAUCCCAGAUAUAUGAACCACAUAUUUCCCAUAUACUUACUUUUUGUGGUACAGUGCCUGGCUGUUGCUGAUAGAGGGAGGAUGGAUAUGUGAAGUUUGAGUCUAAGAUACCUUGUGUUUGGUAGGAACUCACAGUGUUGUUAUAGUUCACCAUUCAGGUACCAUUCUAAUGUGAGCUUCAGAGAUAUUCAGUAGUAAUGAUGCUGAGGUGAAGAGAAGAGGAGUAUGAAGGAGUGAUGUGAUAUGAGUUGCAGCGAGUGAUGGUAGGAAGUGAAUUCUUUGAUGUCAGGUGUAUCAGUACAGGGGAGGGAAGGAUGGGCUGUGUUUAUGAGUGGUGUAAGGCCUACCUCCUGUGUGAGCAUAUAUAAAGUGCAGGCAGCCUGAAUGCUAGCCUGAUUAUGAAACGUGUGUGUGUGUGUGUGUGUGUGUGUGUGUGUGUGUGUGUGUGUGUGUGUGUGUGUGUGUGUGUGUGUGUGUGUGUGUGUGUGUGUGUGUGCACAGAUUACCCAGCUGAAGUCCCUAAGUUGUGAGGUGCUGUCAUGUUGUCAGAGGGUCAAGACAUAAUAAUGAGUGUCAUGCCAUGAUCACAUCUCAUGUUGCUUCACACAUCUUGCCACCAGCAGGGAAAAGUCAUGCUGGUGUUUUAAUGACUUGUAUAUAGGUGUUUUUAGUGUUUUUUUUAUGGUAUAUUAAAUAACUUGGUGAUUUUAAACUCCACAUUGUCAUUGUUAAGGAAAUCUGUUAUAUGCAUAAUAUAGUUGUGUGAUGAUAUUUGACAUGCAACAAAAUGAAUUACAGCCUUUGAUCUCUGCUGGUAAUGAUACAUAUAUAUUGUUACAUUCAACUCUGCAGUGCUGCUGUAUUCAUAUAAGACCCCAAAGUACAACAUUUGAUUUCUGUUCUUAAAUAAUAGAUUACUAAUUGCAGCUACUGUAAAUAAUUAAUUAAAAUGCUCAGUCCAGAUAAUUUGCUUUAAUAAAUCAGUCAUGUAGUUAAUGGUAAUGACAUAUAAGAGAUAUGAAUUCUAGUAUCUCUGUGUGGGAAUCUUUUGAUGGAGAGUCAGUGAAGUUACUAGAUGAGCUGUAAGAGUAGAGGGAUAGAUUGUUCACCUGGCCAUUGGGGCCUUCACCUGUGAGUAACAUUGAGGAGAGAAGUGAGAGAAGUGUUGUGUGGAAUACCAUUAAUGUUAGAUGGUGGUGGGUGGGAGCUUGUUGGGCAUUGAUGAGUAUAGCAUUUAUGUAAGGAUGCUGCUCUCUGGCUGUGAAAAGUGUGUGUGUGUGUGUGUGUGUGUGUGUGUGUGUGUGUGUGUGUUUUGUAGUGUGGAAUGAUUUUAAAUUAUGUAUGCUUGGAAAGUUGUUUUUCUGGUUGUGUAUGUCUAGGCAUGUUAACAUUCACUGGUAGCUAUUGUAUUUGUAAGGUGUCUCAGUGGAACACAUACAGAUUGAGGUAAUGAUCUGGUUUAAAUCAGUUUAAGAUGCAUAAGUCAUGUUACAGUAAUGCAUACAUUUGUGCAAGAAACAGAAUAACCAUCCAUGUUGUAAAUUUCCACAUAUUUAAUUCAAAUAGCAGUAUAAAAGUUUGAAUUAAAACCAAUCCAAACCAAUAAUUUACCUACUGCUGCAGUGCUUCAUACUUAAAAUUUUUCUGCAUAUCUUUAAAAAAUAAUUUAAUUUGCAAUCUCAAGUGUUUUCUUAUUCAACAGGCAAGUCUUCCCAUCCCUUCAUAUGUGUUACUAACCAGUGCCUUCAUCUCAUGUGCCUUGAGAUGGUGUAUCUAUGUAAAAAAAAUAGUUCUCUACAGGACAGGAGGCCACAUCUGCCUUUUAUGUUAGAUUUGCACCUUAGCCAAACAUUAUCCUGCCUUUUAUCUGUCAAGGACAAAGGGCAAAAGGUAACCAUGCAUGUAUACUGAUAUCAAAUUCACUUUGUAUGUACCAUCUAAAAUAUUUUCCAAGGUAUUUGGACACCCUGUUAUUGUUAUUAUUGUCUUAUAUCUUAUUUUUGUGUUCCAUGUGGGCAACAUUAUCUUGUGAGGAGGAGGGGUGGCUACCAGUGCCCUUCCAGUCUCUCAUCACAGUUUUUAAAGGGGGAAACAAUUAGUCUUGGGUCCAAUCAUCAGGUAAUACAACGCUUACCUCAAACUAAUUUCAAAGGAGAGUUUUCAUAUAAGUUAACACUCUUGGCCCUGUCUUGAUGAGCAUCAUUUUAUCACCCUUUAUCAUCCUUGGGUUGUUAUUGUUAUGUUAUUGUUGUUCAUUUGAUAUAUAAAGAACUUUUAAGAUGCACAUGGGAACUUUGCAUAGGAGUGUGUGUGUGUGAUAGGUGGUUGUGCUUAUAAUGUAGGUACGUUGCUGCCCAUAUUGUUAUGCUCUGUAUAAAACAUUUAGCUUUACUUUAUUUCUGAUGAUUUAUCAGAGCAGUUAUGUGAAUCUAAAGUUGUUGGAUUUUAAUGGAUUUUAUAUAUAUAUAUAUAUAUAUAUAUAUAUAUAUAUAUAUAUAUAUAUAUAUAUAUAUAUAUAUAUAUAUAUAUAUAUAUAUAUAUAUAUAUAUAUUGAAUUUUAUUUAGUGUUGUUAUCAUGCUGUGAAUUAAAAGAAUGUAUAUUCAUUCACAAAGUCAGUACACUUCCAAACCUUAUGUAAGUCAGGGGGAGCAGUCUUGAUAGAUUCUGUAUGUUGUACAAAAGUUAAGUAUAACUUGUUCCUGUGAAAUCAGUAUCUAAUUGAUUCCAGGCAUCCUGGAUGUCCAUGACUGAGCUCUAACCUGACCUGCUGAUUUGACUGGUUAAAUGACUAGCUUGGGAGAGACAAUUCAGUAAAAGCUCUGUAAGCAUAUUUUUGUGGCCAUAUUUUAUAGUGCAAGUAAAUAAAAUAUUUUAUUUUAUAUGAAAAUGCAUAUUAUCUUGGCAGGUUACCAGAUGGAAAUAAAUAACCAGAGGGUGGUAAA
Messenger RNA from Scylla paramamosain (green mud crab), 8495 nucleotides. RefSeq names its product phospholipase D1-like (gene Pld). The record is from RefSeq and is a predicted model, not a curated record. Gene Ontology annotation, biological process: regulation of vesicle-mediated transport; phosphatidic acid biosynthetic process; phospholipid catabolic process. Bases 1237 to 5304 code for a protein of 1355 amino acids. The transcript is spliced from 26 exons. Gene Ontology annotation, cellular component: intracellular membrane-bounded organelle. Gene Ontology annotation, molecular function: phosphatidylinositol binding; D-type glycerophospholipase activity. Lineage: Eukaryota; Metazoa; Arthropoda; Malacostraca; Decapoda; Portunidae.